AUGAAUAUGAGAAAUUGCUGCAGUUCCGGUAUGAAGUGUUAUGGGUAUGGCGGCCUCUACCCCAACUACGCGCUCUGCAUGUCGUACUGUUCUUCCGACUAUUGGGAGGGUGCGGCAUGCAACUUGCUCGGCAGCGGCUCUGCUUCCACCUCCUUUUUGCAGUCGAACGACGAGGAAGAUGUUGAUCUCUCUGCUCGAGGACUUCAAGGACCGCCUGCUGUCCCCGGGCGGACGUCCUCCGAGGGGCCCGGCAGCAUGAUUGCUCCUGGCCUCCCGGAGCAAAAAGCUACAGCUGCUGGUGCGGACGAGACGGAGCAACAGCACGCUCCUCCUCAUCCUGCUGUUCCGGAGCUGCUGGUUGUGUCCUCUGGGGAAAAUCAGGAGGGCGUGCUGCUGGUGUGAAAGGCUGGCAUCCAGCAGAGGUGGCCCAGUGACCGAGAUCACGCACCAAGAGCUUUUUCUUUUGCCGAUUUCAUCGAAAAUUUUGCAGCAACCCGAUAGAUUGCUUUUUUUUUUUCCUGUUUGUUGUAUAGGUCUAGGUCUACAUCUGCUUCUUUCGCGUUCUCGUGGCCUAGCAUUCGCGUUUUUCCAUUUGUACUUGGAUCAUUUUUUGACAGAAUUUUCGUACAUCAAGUUAGCCUAUCAUCACCAAGCCAAGUUGUAAACGGAAGGUGCCAGGUACUAUCCUGUUUCCUUUUAAACAGCUUUUCUGCAAAUUCCGCGAACGCGAUCAAAGUCACAGUGGGUCAACAAGCUACACUUCUUUCUUCAUCUUUUGUUUCUUACACUGAGCCAUAUCUCCCGUUUGCUACGACGAACUUCUACGAUCAAGUAAAAGCAAUACAAACUACCACAUCUUCUACAUAAGUAUUCAAAUCAAUACGUCGCAUUUUCUCUAGCAAUUACUGUUCGACAGACAAAUUACACGUAGCCCGUUGUGUUUUUUGCACUAUUUUAACUUUCGUCCGCAUCCGCAACCAGAAACAAUCUCACCCCCGCUGGAAUAUACAAAACAGCUACCCAGGAUACGACGGGCAGAGGCGCAGGAGAUCUUCCAAGCAGCUAGUUUCGCCGUGCUUGUCGAAGGUAGCAGUAGGCUACUUUCAAGCGGCGCUGUUCGCCUGGAUUUUACUUUUUGUACCUACGUUUCGCUUGUCAGUAUCGUACAGAAUACAUUGGACCGUUGUACUCGUAGCUUCUUAAGAACUGUCGCAGCUCAUUGUUUGAUGUCGUGUGCUGGUUGCCUGCAUUACUUACUCGUUCAGCUACUUGCCAGAAUUCGUCCACACAAUACGUCUAGUUUUGGCCGUUUCUUUUCCGUUUUCACUCGCUUCGUCCAGGGUUACUUACUUACUUCUCCGUGCACCACACUGCAACGGAACGACCGCACGUAGUUUUUCAUGUCGUGCGCCAGAUGAAGUGUCAAAAGCAAAACUUCAUUAUCCUUCCCGUGACGACGACGACGAGACGAGAAAGAAAGCAGGAG
Messenger RNA from Amoebophrya sp. A120, 1486 nucleotides. The record is from the annotation of a GenBank genome assembly. Lineage: Eukaryota; Dinophyceae; Syndiniales; Amoebophryaceae.